AUGCCUAGAGGCGUUAACGUCCACGUGGGUUUCAUAUUUAGGCCCUACCCAUCGCCUGCCAGAUAUCUUCGACCGACGCUUAUCCCUGUGCGAUUGACGAUGAAGCUCUGGCUCCUGGCUCUCGCUUUUGGUGCUGUUGCGCCAAAUGCUCGAGCGCUCAUCCGAUUCCCGUGCGCUCAGCUCGUAACCGAGCGUCUCGAUCCUCUGGUCACCCCCGGUGAAGUAUCUCCCCACCUUCACCAAAUCGUUGGUGGCCUUCAAUUUGUCGAUGGACCCGUCGCUCGACCUCCCGAACGUUGCAACGUGCACAACAUGCAAGUUCAAGGAGAAUAA
This is a messenger RNA of Coprinopsis cinerea okayama7#130, 333 nucleotides long. RefSeq lists its product as hypothetical. NCBI's taxonomy places the organism in Eukaryota, Fungi, Basidiomycota, Agaricomycetes, Agaricales, Psathyrellaceae. The coding region runs from base 1 to 333 and encodes 110 amino acids. The transcript has 4 exons. The record is from RefSeq and is a predicted model, not a curated record.